AUGCCCGACCGUCUCUCUCGCCUAUUCAAAUCGAAGCUGCUGCGGCGAUCGUCCACCUCGACUGUGCCUCUGAAGAAGCAAAAGGCGGACUCCAGAGCGGUCGACUCCAGUACCCUGACCUCUUCGCCCUCCGACAACGUCGUCUCUUCUUGCGCGCCUUUAUUUCCCUCCCCUUCCUCCCCCGUCGAGUCUACUGCAAAGCCCCGCGCCUAUAGCGUUGUCUCCUCGCUACCUCUCGACCACCCAAGCUCCCCGGACGAGAUACUCGUGGGCGCGGGCCCAGCUACUCCAGCGACCGGUACCUCUGCCGAUUAUCAGGGGCACCACUAUAAUCACCAGCAGCCCCAGCACCAACACCAACAGGGACUGUGUUUAGACUCGAUCGAGAGAUCCGCAUCGGUAGGAAAAGGCCGUCCGGACGAAGUAUUAACGAGAAGAGGAUCGCAGCCAAAGAGUGCGGAACUAUCGGGCAAUUCCUUGGAUCCAGGUCCCACUACCACGACCGCCGCCUCCGCCGCCGCAGACCAGUGGCAACAACCCGAUCAGCAUCGGAAAAGAAACGACCUCUCGGGUCUGCAAUCGACUCAUUUGCCUGUCGCGUCCUCGCCCGGUCCAUCGAGUUCUUCCCCGCUUCCCCUUUCAGAUCCGUUUGGUGGUGCCUUGCAUUCGCCCAGGCUACACGAAGAUCAACAACAACAACAACAACGCUCCGGUGUCAAUCCUACGACCACAAUCGUUGAUCCUCGGGUCUCGACUCCGUCGCUUGCCCCUGUGGCCGAAUUGGUCCCCUCUGACCAGACUCCAAAUAAUCACAACUAUCAACAUUCAUCUACUAUACCUCCGCCUACUUCCUCUUCGUCCCUCAAGCGUCCUAGCCUUGUCGUGCGCAGACAGUCUCUGCUUCCGCCUAACCAACAACACUUGGUCAGUGGCAUCCUAGACCCUGGUCUACUAUUUCACAACGGCACUCAAGUUACGAGCAGUCGCGGCGGCCCAGUCAACUUCGAGAUGCCAACCCGCAAGAUUUGGGUUAGACGCCCAGGUGGUUCGCAAACUUUGGUGCCAAUUCUGGAGGAUGCCGUGGUGGACGAGUUACGCGACCAGGUCAUUAUCAAAUUCACCAAUUCUUUGGGGAAGACGUUCGAUUCGCCCGAUAUCGUGAUCAAGAUUGUCCCGCGCGAUGGCUCCACCAAACAGUCCACUCCGGAACGGCUAUUGAAUCCGGAGGAAUCACUGGCAUCUGUAUUGGAUACCUACUACCCCGGGGGGCAGCGUGUGGAGGAGGCUCUGGUCAUUGAUGUCCCCCCUCGUCGAACUCCUAAACCCUCCCCGCGACCGAUGUACUAUCACCACUCUGAUCCCGUUGAACAUGGAGAUUACUUUUCCAUUAUGCCUAUGAAUCACAAUGUCUCGACGCCCCCUACGCAUGUCUCCAGUGCUGCUACCAGUGUCAAUGCGCAUCAGACUCCGUCGAUAUCGAUCUUAGCUACGGGCAAGGCUCCUCCCCUCCCAUCUCCAGGUAGUACUCGCGCGAAUCGACAUGCUCGUCGACCUCCUACAAUACGCCAUCCUACACAUCCUACAAACUCUCCGACCACAUUGCAGACACCAGUGCCAAAAGAAUCCGUCACCCCCGCUGUUCAAAGUCCUCAAGCAGCUCCAGCAGCUGCUACGCCACCACUCCCUCCAGCACCCGAAUCUCCACAAUCCAAGACAUUGACUCCACCCACACGGGGAUCAUCACCGCGAGCACGGCCGUCUUACAAGGACAAGAAGCCCAAUAGUCCAUUGUCGCUGAGUGCUGCGUUUGGUGGUCUCAUCGAGGGCACCGUCCCUCCGAUCAACGUUCUGAUUGUCGAAGAUAACAUUAUCAACCAGAAACUCCUAGAAGCCUUUAUGAAACGUCUCAGUGUUCGUUGGAAGUGUGCAGCCAAUGGCGAAGAAGCCGUGAAAAAGUGGCGCCAGGGUGGAUUUCACUUGGUUUUGAUGGAUAUCCAGCUCCCCGUCAUGAACGGAUUAGAAGCUACCAAGGAAAUUCGACGACUGGAACGGUUGAACGGGAUCGGUGUUUUUCCCAAGACCCCUGAUGGCCGCUCCAGUGCCAAUACAAACUCAUACUUUACGCCAGGGGCAGGCCAAGGGGUUUCAAGUACUAUCAAAGAAGAGGAUACACUGCAUGACCGGACACUAUUCAAGAGUCCCGUCAUCAUCGUAGCCUUGACAGCUAGUAGUUUACAAAGUGACCGUCAUGAAGCCCUUGCCGCGGGCUGCAAUGACUUCUUAACCAAGCCUGUCGGCUUUCCCUGGCUCGAACAAAAAGUCACCGAAUGGGGCUGUAUGCAAGCCCUAAUCGACUUCGACGGCUGGCGCAAAUGGCGUGGCUUCAACGACGAUCCCGAACCUUCUCCCUCCCCCACAACAGACGGCCACACGAGUCCCAUGCACAUGAGCACGGCAGUCACAAAGCCUCCGUCGCCGGUAUCCCCCUCGUCUACCCGCAGCCCGAUGGUUAAGAAUCAGGUUGAUGAGGUUGUGCCGGUGGCGGCGGACGAAGGCGAUGGUAAAGCAGAGGAAGAUCCGCCGCGUUUGCCAGAGCAGGCGGAGAUUGUGAGGGAGGAUGGUGAAUAA
This is a messenger RNA of Aspergillus ruber CBS 135680, 2628 nucleotides long. RefSeq names its product response regulator. Gene Ontology annotation, cellular component: Mcs4 RR-MAPKKK complex. Gene Ontology annotation, molecular function: protein kinase activator activity; phosphorelay response regulator activity. The transcript has 3 exons. The coding region runs from base 1 to 2628 and encodes 875 amino acids. Gene Ontology annotation, biological process: osmosensory signaling via phosphorelay pathway. Lineage: Eukaryota; Fungi; Ascomycota; Eurotiomycetes; Eurotiales; Aspergillaceae. The record is from RefSeq and is a predicted model, not a curated record.